This is a messenger RNA of Oryza brachyantha (malo sina), 2318 nucleotides long. Its product is annotated as NADPH--cytochrome P450 reductase 2. The coding region runs from base 153 to 2291 and encodes 712 amino acids. The transcript is spliced from 17 exons. Gene Ontology annotation, molecular function: flavin adenine dinucleotide binding; NADPH-hemoprotein reductase activity; FMN binding. Gene Ontology annotation, cellular component: cytosol. NCBI's taxonomy places the organism in Eukaryota, Viridiplantae, Streptophyta, Magnoliopsida, Poales, Poaceae. The record is from RefSeq and is a predicted model, not a curated record.
CAGCUAGGAGGAGCUGCCGUCUCGCGUCGCGCCCAAUUUACUACGACUCCUCCUGCUUCUUCUUCUUCUGCUGCUCGCUCGCGCGCGCGCGCGCUUCCCACCUACCCCAUCCACCACCACCACCACCCCGAGGAGGAGUUACGACUUGCGGGAUGGAGUCGGCGGCGGGCCCGAUGGAGCUGGUGGCGGCGCUGCUGCGGGGGCUGACGCCGCGGGCGGAGCAGCUGCUGCAGGGCGGGGAGGGCGGAGAGGCCGGGGCGGUGGAGGCGAGGGCGGUGGUGGCCACGGUGGCCGCCGCGGUGCUCGGGUGCGCGUUCCUGGUGCUGUGGAGGCGGCUGUCGGCGGGGAGGAAGCGGAAGAGGGAGGAGGCGGAGAAGUCGGCUGCGGCGGCGGGGACGGCGGGGGUGGGGAAGGGGAAGGGCGGAAAGGAGGAGGAGGCUGGUGCUGACGGGAGGAAGAAGGUCGCCGUCUUCUUCGGCACGCAGACCGGCACCGCCGAGGGCUUCGCCAAGGCACUGGCUGAGGAAGCAAAGGCCAGAUAUGACAAGGCAAUAUUCAAAGUUGUGGACUUGGAUGAAUAUGCGAUGGAAGAUGAGGAGUAUGAGGAGAGAUUGAGGAAGGAGAAGAUAUCUUUGUUUUUCGUUGCAACGUAUGGAGAUGGUGAGCCGACUGACAAUGCAGCCAGGUUCUAUAAAUGGUUCACUGAGGGAAACGAGAGGGGUGUCUGGUUGGAUGACUUCAAGUAUGCUGUUUUUGGUCUUGGCAAUAGACAGUAUGAGCAUUUUAACAAGAUUGCGAAGGUUGUUGACGAGCUCCUAGUUGAUCAAGGUGGAAAGCGUCUUGUUCCGGUUGGUCUUGGAGAUGAUGAUCAAUGCAUUGAGGAUGACUUCAAUGCAUGGAAAGAAACUCUCUGGCCAGAGUUGGAUCAGUUACUUCGGGAUGAAAAUGACGUUGCAACUGGCACUACGUACACAGCUGCCAUUCCUGAAUACCGGGUUGAAUUUGUUAAGCCUGAUGAGGCAGCCCAUCUGGAGAGAAAUUUUAGUCUUGCAAAUGGUUAUGCAGUUCAUGAUGCUCAGCAUCCUUGCCGGGCUAAUGUUGUUGUGCGGCGGGAACUCCACACUCCUGCUUCUGACCGUUCAUGCACUCACUUGGAGUUUGAUAUUGCUGGCACUGGUCUCACGUACGAAACCGGCGACCAUGUUGGUGUGUACACAGAGAACUGCCUCGAGGUUGUAGAGGAGGCAGAGAGGUUGUUAGGCUACUCGCCUGAGACAUUUUUCACCAUCCAUGCAGACAAAGAGGACGGUACACCACUGGGUGGUGGUUCUCUUGCUCCUGCAUUCCCUUCCCCAAUCACUGUGAGGAAUGCAUUGGCUAGAUAUGCUGAUCUUCUAAAUUCACCAAAGAAGAGUGCUUUGGUUGCAUUAGCUACUUAUGCUUCAGAUUCUACUGAAGCUGAUCGUCUCAGGUUCUUGGCAUCUCCUGCUGGAAAGGAUGAGUACGCUCAGUGGGUUGUCGCGAGCCAAAGAAGCCUAUUAGAAGUGAUGGCAGAGUUCCCUUCAGCAAAGCCUCCACUGGGAGUCUUCUUUGCAGCCAUUGCUCCUCGUCUUCAACCAAGAUAUUACUCAAUUUCAUCUUCACCUAGCAUGGCACCCACCAGGAUUCAUGUUACAUGUGCGCUUGUGCAUGAAACAACACCUGCUGGAAGGGUACAUAAGGGAGUCUGCUCAACUUGGAUUAAGAAUGCUAUUCCAUCAGAAGAGACCAAGAACUGCAGCUGGGCUCCAAUUUUCGUGAGACAAUCGAACUUCAAACUGCCUGCUGAUCCUUCAGUACCAGUUAUAAUGAUUGGUCCAGGAACUGGUCUUGCUCCUUUCCGCGGAUUCUUGCAGGAGAGGCUAUCCCAAAAACAAGCAGGAGCUGAGCUUGGUCGCUCAGUGUUCUUCUUUGGAUGCAGAAACAGCAAGAUGGACUUCAUCUAUGAGAAUGAGCUGAACACUUUCCUUGAGGAAGGAGCAUUGUCUGAGCUAGUUCUCGCUUUCUCUCGUGAGGGCCCGACUAAGGAAUACGUCCAGCACAAAAUGGCACAGAAAGCUUCCGAGAUCUGGGACGUGAUCUCUCAGGGUGGUUACAUUUACGUCUGUGGUGAUGCCAAAGGCAUGGCUAGAGAUGUACAUAGAGUUCUCCACACCAUCGUACAGGAACAGGGAUCGCUUGACAGUUCUAAGGCUGAGAGCUUUGUGAAGAGCCUCCAAACGGAGGGUAGGUAUCUGAGGGAUGUGUGGUAAGAGGUGAUUUUCAGGACACCAAAAAAA